GUUGAAUUUGUCAGUGAGCUCCGUCAGGCAGGUUUAAUCUAACAGCCUGGCUGCCUUUUCCGGUCUCUCCACUGCACAAGCCUCCUUGGGAUAGACUGACAGCUCCCUGUUCCUGGAGGGCUGGAAAAUUUUCAUUAAGAUUCUGCCUGCGUUCCCCCCUCUCUCUGUUCCCCUCUCUCUGUCUCUCUGCCUCUUCCUCUCCUUCUCUCGCUCUCCUCUCUCUUCCCUCUCUCCAUGGCGGCCAGUAAAACAUUUGGAUUGAAACCUGUGAAAUUCCAGCUGGAACAAGCAAGCGAGUGGUUCAUGAUUGGAUCGGAGGUGGGAAAUUACCUGCGCAUGUUCCGGGGCUCGCUGUACAAGAAGUAUCCAUCCCUCUGGAGACGCCUGGCCACUGUCGAAGAGAGGAAGAAGAUUGUUGCUUCGUCACACGAUCAUGGCUACACCACUCUGGCCACAAACGUUACCCUGCUUCGUGCAACGGAGGUGGAAGAGAUUCUGGAAGGCAACGAUGAGAAGUAUAAGGCUGUCUCCAUCAGCACUGAGCCUCCGACGUACCUCCGGGAACCAAAGUCAAAGAGAAGUAACCAAUGGGUUCCCACCCUACCCAACAGUUCACACCACUUGGACGCAGUGCCCUGUUCAACCUCUAUCAACAGAAACCGCAUGGGACGGGACAAGAAGAGGGUGUUCCCCCUAUGUUUUGAUGACCACGAUCCCGCGGUUAUCCAUGAGAACGCCGCCCAGCCUGAGCUCCUAGUGCCGAUCCGGUUGGACAUGGAAAUCGAUGGGCAGAAGCUGCGGGACACCUUCACCUGGAACAUGAAUGAGAAGCUGAUAUCGCCAGAGAUGUUUGCUGAGAUCCUCUGCGACGACCUGGACUUGAACCCGCUGAACUUUGUGCCGGCUGUGGCCUCGGCCAUUCGGCAGCAGGUGGAAUCCUACCCCAUGGACAGCAUUCUGGAGGACCAGACUGACCAGCGCGUCAUCAUCAAGCUCAACACGCACGUUGGGAAUAUCCUGCUGGUGGACCAGUUUGAAUGGGACAUGUCUGAGAGGGAUAAUUCGCCUGAGAAGUUUGCGUUGAAGCUGUGCUCGGAGUUGGGCCUGGGCGGGGAAUUCGUCACGACCAUCGCCUACAGCAUCCGUGGACAGCUGAGCUGGCACCAGAGAACGUACGCGUUCAGCGAGAAUCCGUUGCCGAUCGUGGAGAGCGCCCUCCGGAACACCACGGAUGCCGACCAGUGGUGCCCCCUCCUGGAAACCCUGACCGAUGCCGAGAUGGAGAAGAAGAUUCGCGACCAGGACAGAAACACCAGGUACAGCACGACCACCUGGAGUCCGAGGAACACCAGAAUGCGGAACAGGAGUCGGCCGUUCGGCCCCUCGAGCUAUGUCUGCCAUUCAAUAAAACCGUGGCUGAUCUGAUUGUGGCCUCAACUCCACUUUCCUGCCUGGCCCUCCCCCCUCUGUGACCCUCGAGUCCUGUUGUCGAUCACAAAUCUGUCUCACUCAGUGUUGAAUAUAUUCCGUGACCAAGCCUCCGCUGCUCACAGGCAGAGAGAAAUGACCUUCUGAGAGCAUAAAUUCCUCCUCUGUCUUAAAUGGGGAAGCCCCAAUUUUUUAAGCUGUGUCCCCUCUUUUUAAGAGUUCCCUUUCCAAGGGCAAACGCCCUCUUGGCAUCCAACAAUAAACUGCUCAGAAUCUUACAUCCUUCACUGAGAUCACCUCAUUCUUAAUUUCAGUGGAUACAUGCACAACGUAUCCUCAUAAAAGACAUCCCACAUCAACCCAGUUGAGAGAAUAUCCCCUGAACUGCACAUGCAAUUGUAUCCUUCUUAAAUUCCAGAGAGCAAAACCGUACACUCUACUCCAGAUGUUGUAUCACAAAGGCCGUGUACAGAUGUGACAAUACUUUCCUCCUUUUAUACUCGAUUUCCCCUUACAAUAAAGGUCAAAAUUCCAUCUGGCUUCCUAAUUA
Molecule: messenger RNA, 1978 nt
Organism: Hemiscyllium ocellatum (epaulette shark)
Lineage: Eukaryota; Metazoa; Chordata; Chondrichthyes; Orectolobiformes; Hemiscylliidae
Product: SWI/SNF-related matrix-associated actin-dependent regulator of chromatin subfamily B member 1-like
Exons: 8
Coding region: 235-1425 (396 amino acids)
Biological process (GO): chromatin remodeling; regulation of transcription by RNA polymerase II
Cellular component (GO): nuclear chromosome; nucleus
Molecular function (GO): transcription coregulator activity
Source: RefSeq, a predicted model, not a curated record